Molecule: messenger RNA, 1930 nt
Organism: Tripterygium wilfordii
Lineage: Eukaryota; Viridiplantae; Streptophyta; Magnoliopsida; Celastrales; Celastraceae
Product: probable plastidic glucose transporter 1
Exons: 12
Coding region: 127-1713 (528 amino acids)
Biological process (GO): monosaccharide transmembrane transport
Cellular component (GO): membrane
Molecular function (GO): hexose transmembrane transporter activity
Source: RefSeq, a predicted model, not a curated record
GCGGCAGCACGUUUUUGUCACGUGGUUUCUCGAUGGACGGUGGAGUUUGUGGAGAUGCUGUUGCUAGUUGCUACCACUACUCUUCUUGCAGAGGCUGCUGAUUAAUUUCCCUCUAUUCGUGAUCUCAUGCACGGGGCUACCGUACUAUAUUAUCAACCGGUCCGUCCGGUUUCGAGGAUCCUCUCAUCCUCUCCGAGACCGAGAUAUUUCGGCUUUUCUAUUCAUAACUCGAAAAAGGUUCGCCGGAUAAAUUUCAGACUCUCGGCGGGAAAGGGAGAGCUUCCCGAGCUGCAGAUUCGGAGACAAGAAAAUGAAACGUCGAAGCAAGAGAAGGUUAGCGAAGGUGCCGAUUUGGGAUGGCUACCAGCUUUUCCUCACGUGUUGACAGCUUCAAUGUCCAAUUUUCUCUUUGGAUAUCACAUAGGAGUAAUGAAUGGUCCUAUUGUUUCCGUUGCAAGAGAGUUGGGUUUUGAAGGAAACUCAAUUCUUGAGGGGCUUGUGGUGAGCAUAUUCAUAGUGGGUGCAUUCCUUGGAAGCAUAAGCUCUGGCUCAAUAAUAGAUAAACUUGGUUGUAGGCGUACAAUUCAGAUUGGCACAAUACCACUAAUUCUUGGUGCUAUUGUAAGUGCACAAGCACACUCCUUGAAUGAAAUGCUUUGGGGGAGAUUCCUUGUUGGCCUCAGUAUUGGUGUGAAUACAGUUCUCGUUCCAAUUUACAUUUCAGAGGUUGCUCCAACAAAUUAUAGGGGUUCAUUGGGAACCUUGUGUCAAAUUGGUACAUGCCUUGGGAUAAUAACAUCGUUGUUUCUGGGAAUACCUUCUGAAAAUGAUCCCCUUUGGUGGAGGACAAUGUUCUAUGUUGCAAGUGUCCCUGGCUUCAUUCUUGGACUUGGUAUGCAGUUUGCCGUAGACAGCCCCCGUUGGCUAUUUAGAGUUGGGAGAUUGAAUGAUGCUAAAGAAAUUAUUUACAAUCUCUGGGGACCAAAUGAAGUAGAAAGAGCUAUUGAAGAAUUCCAAUCAGUCAACAAAAAUGAUGAUAGUGAUUUGGGAAGUACUUGGUUGGAGCUCCUGGAAGAACCACAUUCUAGAGUGGCAUUGAUUGGAGGUUCCCUUUUUGUACUUCAACAGUUUGCGGGUAUAAACGGAGUUCUCUAUUUCUCGUCUUUGACCUUUCGGGAUGUUGGUAUUACUAGUGGUGCUUUAGCGAGUGUAUUUGUUGGGCUUACCAACUUUACAGGUGCACUUGGUGCUUUAUACUUAAUGGAUAAGCAAGGGAGGCAGAAGCUUUUAAUUGGUAGUUAUUUGGGAAUGGCGGUUUCUAUGUUCCUUGUAACUUAUGCCAUCAGUUUUCCAUUAGAGGAACAACUAAGUCAUACCUUAUCAAUACUGGGAACUACCUUGUACAUUUUCUCCUUCGCAAUCGGCGCCGGUCCAGUAACUGGCCUUAUCAUACCGGAGCUGAGCAGCACCAGAACACGCGGGAAGAUUAUGGGCUUCAGCUUUUGCAUUCACUGGAUCUGCAAUUUCUUGGUGGGUCUGUUCUUCCUGGACCUGGUGGAGAAAUUUGGAGUUGCUCCUGUUUAUACUAGCUUUGGAGGUGUUUCCUUGUUAGCAGCUGCAUUUGCUAACUACUACAUAGUUGAAACUAAAGGGCGCUCUCUUGAGGAGAUUGAAAUGUCGCUGAACCCAAAUAUACGCGCUAAAGAUAACUGACCGAUCGGACAGUUUUCCAACUCCAAAGCCGAGAAAUAGAACUCCCUUCACCAUCAUGGGAAUGGUUUUGCUAUUAGGAUUCUUGUAUGCUAAUUUGGUAUCGUAUCAUUCUUUAGUACCACAUGUAAAUGGAAAAUAUUAAGUAAAUUCGUCUUUUGUUGAACAUUACUGGUGCGAAGUAAUCAAUCCAUCAACUAUGGCCUAGGGUGGUAACUCU